Messenger RNA from Vicia villosa (hairy vetch), 999 nucleotides. RefSeq lists its product as uncharacterized. The record is from RefSeq and is a predicted model, not a curated record. Gene Ontology annotation, molecular function: RNA-DNA hybrid ribonuclease activity; nucleic acid binding. The transcript has a single exon. The coding region runs from base 1 to 999 and encodes 332 amino acids. NCBI's taxonomy places the organism in Eukaryota, Viridiplantae, Streptophyta, Magnoliopsida, Fabales, Fabaceae.
AUGAAUGCCAAAGCUAGCAAGAAACCUGGCCCCUCUAGAGCCCCUAGUACAAAGCUGUGGAAGAAAAUGUGGAGUGCUCCGGUAAAUUCGCGAAUCCGCAAUUUCUUAUGGCGAAUGGCAAAAAACAUUCUACCAACAAAAGACAAUCUGUCCAGGAAAGGUAUCAACUCAGACCUUUUGUGCCCUCUAUGCCAAACAGCGAAGGAAUCGGUAAGUCACCUUUUUAUGCAAUGUGUGUUUGUAAAGCAACUCCUCUUCUCUUCCCCGUUGAGCUACCGCGUCCCCACUAACAGCGAUAUAAAAGACUGGUUGUUGGGAUUUCUCUCUUGCGGCGACGUUUUCAGUAUUCAGUUGUUGUGUACCAUGUUGCAUAGAACCUGGCUUGCUCGGAAUAGUGCAGUUUUCAACCAGAUUUUCCAAGAUCCGAUUCGUGUGGCAGAGGACGCGGUGAAUGGUGUGGCUGAGCAUAAUAGGUGGAAUCAGGAAGAAAAGACAAUUUCAAUUGCAGCUACCACGACGAAGCCUUGGCCAAAGGACGUCAUUACUAUUCAAGUGGAUGCGGGGUUGAGUCCAAACGGAUCCAUCGCUUUUGGAGGAGUUUUCCGGGACCGUGAGAGAAAGAUCAUAAUGGCAGCCAGUAAGAAGGAGGAGGCUCGUACAGAACCGGUUGUCGCAGAGAUACUGGCCAUUAGAUGGAGUCUUGGCAUAGCCGCAGAUUUGAAGUUUGAAAGGAUCAUCUUGCAGUCGGAUGCUCUUGGUGUAGUAGACUGCAUUAAUGGUCAUCGGAGCAUUGCUGUGAUCGAUCACAUUACCGAGGAUUGCAGAAUUCUUCUUAAUUCUUUCUCUUUCUCUUCUGUUAUGUUUAUUCCUAGAUCUUCUAAUGUUGAUGCCCAUAAUUUAGUAGUACUUAGUAAGAGACUAGGCUCUAGAACCUGGCUAGGAUCUUACCCAAUGGAGGAUCAUGUUGUAACAAACUCUGGUUUGAUUUCUGCUGUUUAA